Molecule: messenger RNA, 3310 nt
Organism: Podarcis muralis (Common wall lizard)
Lineage: Eukaryota; Metazoa; Chordata; Lepidosauria; Squamata; Lacertidae
Source: RefSeq, a predicted model, not a curated record
GUUAGAGAGGGGCUGGGUUGAGCAAUGGCGGAGAGGCGCUUUAUGGGAGGGCAGGGCUUUUAAUUUAAUUUUUUUUUUGCGUGCCUUGAAACGGAUUCCUUCCUUCCUUUUCGGAUCCAUGCUACGUGCAUGGGUCCUUUCCCUGCUCACGAGGAGCAGUCGCCCCUCUGCUCUUGGCAGCGUUGGCAGGGAAUGGGGGGAACGGGUGGGUUGCCCUCUGGUUGCCCUGAAGGGAGAGACUCGGUCCCCAUCCUGCUCGAGGCGCUGCAUUGGAGCAGGAGCCUCCCUCCCCACCCACUGACGAGACCGGGGGACGCCCCAUAUCUUGAAGAAGAAGGGAUACUCUUCGUUGCUUUGUUUCUGCUGCAGCGGAGAGAAAAGUCACGGGUCGCUGAAUAAAGUUUAAAGGGUGUCAAAAUUGUGGCAUGCAUGAGGUCUGGUGGGCCCGCCGGCAUCAGAUGCACCACGCGAGUAGGCUGACAUUUGCACACAUGGGGAGAAAGGAGGGGGAAAGCAGCAGAACCCCAAAGCAGUAAAGUGCAAGAGGCGCAACCCGUGGGUUUCUUACGCAGAGCUCAGAUGUAUACAUGAAUGCAUUCACAACUGCAGCCCAGUAAAUUGGCAAUACAAUAAAUUUGCUCAGCAGAGCUAGGCAGAUCCCAGUGGUGGGGUUUUUGUUUUUUGUUUUUGUUUUUUAAGAAUCAAAAAGGUGCUGGUACACAGUUCUUGAAGUUUCCCAAAGGAAUCAGCACAUAUUCCUGUAAAGAGACAAGCUGCUGCUGAAGAAAUUGAGGCUUACAGAAAGAAAAGAAAGCCGUACGUGGUUGCUGCACAAGAGCACGUCACAGAUGCCAUUUGCCUGGGCUUGUUAUUAAUUUUUUGCAAUGCCUGCUCAGACGAUAACGGAACAGAAGUGAUCUACUCUUGCAACUCGUUUCCUUUCCUUGUGAAAUUGGCUCGAGAGAAAAGAAGAAGAUGUUUCAUGUGGUCUGGAAUCGGCAUCUAAAGCUAAUGAGUCGCAUCGUGGUUUCUGAUGUGUAUUUAAAGUUGAUUUUUUCAAGAAGCUUUGCCCUUGCACGGACACCAUGGAUGUCUAGGCAUUCUCUUGUCGGGGACAAGAAUAUUGUCCUGAUGGGACCCCCUGGUGCCGGUAAAACAACAGUGGGGAGAAUAGUAGGGCAGAAACUAGGCUCCUGCUUCAUAGAUGUGGACGACGAUGUCCUUGAAACAACCUGGAACAUGAGUGUGGCAGAAAAAUUGAAGGAUGUUGGCAAUGAGCAAUUUUUAGAAGAGGAAGGAAAAGCCUUGUUAAAUCUUUCAGCAUCCGGAAGUGUCGUUUCCCUUACUGGCUCCAACCCAAUGAAUGCUGCCAGCAUGGAGCACGUGAAGAAAAACGGGGUUGUGGUCUAUCUGGACGUACCGACACAAAGCAUCAUGGAUCGGUUGCAGUUGAUGAAAGUAGACCGUAUUGUAGGGCAGGGGCCCGGAACCUCACUGAGAGACAUUCUCCAGUUUCGGAAGCAGUUUUAUAAGAAGUGGUACGAUGUCCGUGUGCUUUGUGAGAACGGAAUUACAGCCGACGCUGUUGCCGAGAAAGUGCUUCAUGCAGUGAAGCGGUACCAAGACUCUGACUCAGAUGGCUUCAUUUCCACCAGGAGUCUAAGAUGCAAUAAGAAGGUUGAGCCAAAAGGCUCUGUGAAAUAUUUCAGCGAUGUUCUUGUUGAGGGACUGGCGCCUGAUGGUGGGCUUUUUGUUCCUGAGAUGGGGCUUCCAGUAUUCACUGCAGGAGAAUGGCAACAUCUACUAGGCGCGAGCUAUGCUGAAAGAGCUCAGGUUAUACUGGAAAGGUGCAUACAUCCUGCUGAUGUGCCUGCUUCCAAGUUAUGGGAAAUAGUUCAGACUGCCUAUGGACAAAAUUUUACCUGUUCUAAAAUUGCCCCCGUUAGGCACCUGGCAGGCAAUCAGUUUCUUCUGGAGCUGUUUCAUGGACCAACGGCUUCAUUUAAGGAUUUGGCGUUGCAGUUGAUGCCCCACCUGUUUGCAUAUUGCAUCCCCCAAAGCUGUAACUAUCUGAUCUUGGUAGCUACUUCCGGUGACACAGGAAGUGCCGUCCUGGAUGGUUUUAGUCGGCUUAAGGAGACGGAUAAACAAAGGAUUGCUAUGGUCACCCUUUUCCCCCAGGAUGGAGUUAGCCAGAUUCAGAAAUCACAGAUGGUCGGCUACCAGGAAGCAAACACAAAAGUAAUAGGUGUCAGAUCGGAUUUUGAUUUUUGCCAGUCUGCCAUCAAGCAGAUGUUUACCAAUUCAGAUUUUACCGGCUUUCUCACUGUGGAAUACGGGACAGCGUUAAGUGCAGCAAAUUCUAUAAACUGGGCUCGCUUGCUUCCCCAGGUGGUCUAUCAUGCCUCUGCCUACCUUGACCUUGUAGAGCAAGGCAUCAUUUCCUUUGGGAACCCUGUCGAUGUCUGUGUUCCCACAGGGAACUUUGGCAACAUACUAGCGGCUAAGUAUGCGCAAAUGAUGGGGAUCCCUAUACGGAAAUGCAUCUGUGCUUCCAAUCAAAACAACGUCUUGACGGAGUUCAUAAAAACAGGCCUGUACAAUAUAAAGGAGAGGCGAUUAAUGCAAAGUCUGUCACCGGCAGUGGACAUUUUGAAGUCUUCCAACCUUGAACGACAUUUGCACUUGAUUGCUAAUGGGGACGGGCAGCUGGUGACGCAACUGUUUAGCAGUCUGGAGAAUCAGCGCUGCUUCCAGUUGCAGGAACACUUCCUGGACAGGCUUCAGCAGGAUUUGGUGGCUGAUUGGUGCUCUGAGGACGACUGCCUGGGUGCCAUUCGCUCUGUGUUCGAUACCACAGGCUACAUUUUAGAUACGCACACAGCUCUCGCAAAGGUGGUUGCCGAUCGACUGCAAGAUAAAACUUGCCCGGUGAUCAUUUCUUCUACGGCUCAUUAUUCCAAAUUUGCACCUGCUGUCCUACAGGCAUUGAGGAUUGGAGAAAUCAAGCAGACUCCGUUAAGUCAGCUUCACUUGUUAAACUCUUAUAACCCUUUGCCUCCGGUCCACAGGGGCCUAUUAGAGACUCUGAAAAAGAACGAGAAGCAGCAGUACCAGGUUUGUGCUGCUGACAUGAACGUCCUUAUGGAACAUGUUGAAUCCUUAAUACAAAACCACUUCAUGAAGGUUUUCUAACUGUAGGCUUAUUUGACAUUUGCCUCCUAUGGCGCUUUGAAUAUUUCCCCCCCCCUCCUCCUCCUCCUGACACAUUCACCCAAAAGCAUGUUUUAAUAAAUACUUAGUAAACACA